AUGUGUAGCGUGUAGUCCCGUAAACCCUGAACCUGAAGGCUUCUUCCCCCUUAAACCUGCCGAGUUCGCCCAGGCAUAACUCAGGACUGAGUUGUAACUCGGUUCCUUGGCAUUUGAGCCAUGCAACUCCUCUCCAAUGCUCGCCGAGUCUCUCGCUUUUUCCUUUCUCCUCAUCUUCGAAGCACCGCUCUCUCUCCCUUUCUCUCAGGGCUCACGCAACGUGAUUGCUGGCAAGUGACAAAUGAUCCAUUGAAUUGCUUCUUUUCGAAGCCUUCUUUCUGUUCAGGAGCAACUCAAACAGAGGAUGUGAAGGAACUCUACGAUAAAAUGCUUCAUUCUGUUAAUGUUCAACGAUCCAUGCCCCCGAAUGCCUGGUUGUGGUCAAUGAUUGCAAAUUGCAAACACCACGCUGAUAUUACGCUUCUAUUCGACAUUUUGCAGAACCUCCGUAGAUUUAGGUUGUCAAAUCUUCGCAUUCAUGACAAUUUUAACUGCAAUCUCUGUCGAGAAGUUGCUAAAGCAUGUGUACAUGCAGGAGCCGUUGAUUUUGGCAAGAAGGCUCUGUGGAAGCAUAAUGUCUAUGGACUCGCGCCGAAUGUUGCAUCUGCACACCAUUUACUGCUGUAUGCAGAGAAACACAAUGAUACUAAACUGUUAGUGGAAGUAAUGAAACUUCUGAAUACGAAUGGAUUGCCAUUGCAACCGGGCACAGCAGAUAUAGUUUUCCGCAUUUGUUAUAAUACAGAUGAGUGGGAGUUGAUUAAUAAGUAUGCGAAAAGGUAUAUCAAGGCUGGCGUAAAACUACGACAAACCUCAUUUGACAAGUGGAUGAAAUUUGCUGCAAAACGAGGAGACACUGAAUCAUUGUGGAAAAUAGAAAACUUGAGAUCUAAUUCAAUGAAGCAGCACACUUUGGCAACUGGGUUUGCUUGUGCUAAGGGCCUUCUGUUGGAACGUAAACCCAGUGAUGCAGUUGCUGUCAUUCAAGUUCUAAAUCAGACCUUGUCUGAUGCAAAGAAGUCAGGCAUCAAGGAUGAACUUCAAAAGCUUGUAUCUGAGUGGCCUUCGGAAGUUAUUAAGCACCAAAAAGAAGAGGAGAGAAAGGCACUGGCAGCCUCUUUGAAAUCUGACAUACUUGCCAUGGUUAGUGAGUUACCGAGCAUCGGACUCGAGGCAAAUGUAAAUUUGGAAGACCUAAACAGGGAAGGAGCUAUUCCACAAUAGCAUGAGUUCAGGAAUUGACGACAUCUUGUUUUAGAAUAUGCUCGUUUGAGUGUCUCCUUACCUGGAUGCUUUGUGCCCCCCGGUUAGACGAGUCUCCAAUCAUAGCAAAUGUUGAUUACUAAUUUGAAUUUUUUAUUUUAUUUGCUUCCAUUCUUACUAUUUCUUAUACAAAGUGCUUAAGGUUUUGCAUAUUGAAAGUUAGUGGGAUUUUGUUGGUGUUUCAAGAACUGAAAUUUGAAUGUCCGUAGAUUAUGUUUUAACAAAAAUAAUCUGGCACAUGUCUGUACUCUAAACUGCAAGCAGUUGCUUUGUUAAAAUCCAAGUGACAAUCGUGGAAUUUU
Abrus precatorius (Indian licorice) is the source of this 1565-nucleotide messenger RNA. RefSeq lists its product as uncharacterized. Gene Ontology annotation, molecular function: protein binding. Lineage: Eukaryota; Viridiplantae; Streptophyta; Magnoliopsida; Fabales; Fabaceae. The coding region runs from base 121 to 1224 and encodes 367 amino acids. The record is from RefSeq and is a predicted model, not a curated record. The transcript has 11 exons.